AUGGGUCGACGCUUAAAUGCAUUGAAGGGAUAUUUGACUAGUUUAUUUAAGGGCAAAGGAGUUGUUAACAAUGACCAAUUUACCAUCACGAAUUCAUCGACUUCUCGACAACGAAAGAGCAACAAAUUAAAACUUCCGUCAGAUGUACUCAUUGAAAUAUUUUCACACCUAGAAGAUGAUUACAAGACAUUACAAUCUUGCGUUUUAGUUGAUAGAAUCUGGUGUGAAAAUUCGGUUCCUUCAUUAUGGUCUCAACCUUUUAAAGAUUUAACACCAUCGACCAUAAUAGAUGUUUAUUUAAAUUGCCUCACGGAACUUGAAAAAUCUUAUCUUGUUGAAAAUGACAUUAUUGGAAUUUCUAAUCGCAGACGAGUUCCGGUAUUUGACUAUGUCUCCUUUUUACGUCAUCUUAGCAUGGGAAGUCUUUAUAGCAUAGUUCAAAGAUGGACAGAUCGUACCCAAACAAAAUAUUCUGCCUCCCCGAAACGCCGUCGGUCGAGCAUUCGAUCCCUCUCCCUUGAUUGGGGUAAUAAAGAAAUCUGGAAAGCAUAUCCUCUGUUGCUUUAUUCCGCCGGGAUUGAUACGUACCUUGCUCAAUUGAGAAGAUUGUCCAUUCAUUAUAUAACCGAUUGGUCAAUUUUUGGAUAUUUAUCGAAAUAUGCAAAGAAUAUUGAAACUUUAGAGGUUGUAGAUUACUCCUUUAAUCAAGCUCCGCAUCCCGAAGAUGAGCAGAAUUUAGCAUCUUUAAUUAGCAUUCAAAAUAAUUUGAGACGGUUAGCGGCUUGUAUAAAUUUAGAAGAAUUGGUAAUCAAAAAUUGCUCAUUCGCAACGGAUGAGAUCCUCGCACCUUUGAUGUGUGCAACUUUUCCAUCACUCUGUAAAAUACAUAUCGUAGAAUCUACUUAUAGUUGGGAUAAUGUGGUGGUUUCCUUAAUACAAAACAAUCCAACACAUUUGGAAGAGGUCUAUUAUAAACCCGUUGAUAAUCAACAACAUCAUACCAUAUCACCUACAAUCAUUGAAGCGGUGGCUCACAAUUGUCCAAAGAUCAUCAGGUUGGGAGUUCCGAUUGCCAAGGUACAAAUAAAUCAUUUGGUUGAUAUCUUAACCUCAUCCGAGUGUAAAUUAAAAAGUUUGAGCAUAUUCCGGAUGGAUCGUAUCUCGUGGGAUGACGAGGCUCUUUGGAGGGAUUUGGGUGGUCUGAUGCCCGUCACCCUACGUCACCUGAAUAUUUGGAUAUACAUAGGUGAUAAUCCGAUGCAAUUAUUUUUACAAAAUACCACCGCCCCUCUUGAGACAUUAUACGUCCGCUGGUGGACUCAUUAUUUGGGUUAUGAUUGUCAUCUGGUUGGUUCAUAUUUGAAAGAUAAACCUGUAAAAAUUUCGGAAUUCUUGCGUCAUGUUAUCUAG
This is a messenger RNA of Funneliformis geosporum, 1410 nucleotides long. Lineage: Eukaryota; Fungi; Glomeromycota; Glomeromycetes; Glomerales; Glomeraceae. The record is from the annotation of a GenBank genome assembly.